AUGCCCAGAAAUGUCCGCUACACCCCCCAGCAGCGGCGCUGGCAGCUGUUGGCGGGUUGCAGUGUCCACUUCCCCAAUGAUGUUCUGUUCUUGGACCACAUCUGCCAGGGCGACCUGCAGCAGGUGGGCUGCUUCCUCCGGGCCCACAAAGCGACCCUGGACACCAUCCACCCCUCAGGUGAGCCUGCCCUGCCUGCCCUCCAUGAAGCGGUGCUGUCCGGGAGCCUGGAGUGCGUGCGGCUGCUGGCCAGGCGCGGGGCUGACAUCUAGCAGCGUGCGGAGGCGAGCUGGACCGCCCUGCACAUCGCCUGCCGCGACGGGCACCCUGACCUAGCCGGGCACCUCGUCUCCCGGGGGGCAGCCCGCGACGCGGCCACCGAGGACGCGCCCUGCCUCCGGCCUCGUCGACCGGGCGGCCCGGCCCUGGCCGAGCUCCUCAGCGACUCUGGGGGCUGA
Talpa occidentalis (Iberian mole) is the source of this 456-nucleotide messenger RNA. It is a transcript of the gene PPP1R27, whose product is annotated as protein phosphatase 1 regulatory subunit 27. The record is from RefSeq and is a predicted model, not a curated record. Gene Ontology annotation, molecular function: phosphatase binding. The transcript is spliced from 3 exons. NCBI's taxonomy places the organism in Eukaryota, Metazoa, Chordata, Mammalia, Eulipotyphla, Talpidae.